AUGUUCGCCCCUCCAGCAGAAGCCCCAACGGCUCCACCCCUAGCCGCAGUGGCUUCCCCUCAAGUGCGUGCCCAAACAGACAUGAAUCCUGCCUCGAGACCUAUAGGCCUUUCCACCCCCUUGAUGCUAGGCCAGCUUCUCCUCGACUUCGGUCGACUAGACUCUACCUGCCGACGCCACGACCUAGUUGUGAACGUCGAUUGCCUAGUCUCUGUGGCCCAGGCGACUUAUCAGCAGCUAGAACAGCUGUCCGCGAUAGCUCUGCCAAUGGAAGAACUCAGCUUUGUCAGGAUGUGGAGAACCCUAAUCCUCAAGCGAGUACAGGAUAUUUUCGAACUGGAGAAACACCGAUGUGCCGAGCACUUCAUCCGCGUGAUGCCGAAUCUCCCCGUUCCAGCACCUCUAGCCGAUCUCCUAUACUCACUAGGUCAACUUCACAGUCGUGCACUCGGAACUGUGUUUGACAUGAUUCCACCAGAGCGUCCUGCCAUGCCACAACUGUGGUGGACACUAGACAAUCAGAUAUUAGAUCACUGGUGUCUUCUCACAGCGAGGAUGAGUACUCUUUACAUGAUGAAAGAGUUCCCAGCCAAGAAUGACUUUAAAGACCGAGCCAUAGGUAUGACGUCGAUACAAGACCAUGCCAACAUCCGCUCAGUUAAGUCUUUAACCAACGAGCCAACCUCAGCCGAUGGUUUCAUUCGCUUCGUUAACGAUGAAUUGUUUACGAAUCCAUUCCCGUUUGUCAACUCUAACUUGCGAUUCGUUGAAGGCCUCGAAAGAGAGUCAAUUCUUCGUACUUACGUCGGAGUGUAUGUAACUGGAACAAACUCAUAA
Molecule: messenger RNA, 837 nt
Organism: Macrosiphum euphorbiae (potato aphid)
Lineage: Eukaryota; Metazoa; Arthropoda; Insecta; Hemiptera; Aphididae
Source: the annotation of a GenBank genome assembly